UUUAAAAAUAAUAGGUUGAUUAGGGACUUCUCUUUGUAAAUAAUAAAUAAAUAAAUCCUCUAUAAGAUAUUAAACGGUUGCCUUUAAAUAGGGAAGUCAUUAUGUAUGUAUCUUAUCUUUGCAUUUAAUAAUCUAAUCUUUAGUUAUUUGCAAUCUAAUCAAUCGAUAAUGCCUGUGUAUUAUGAAGUUUUACAGCAUAAGUAUCAAAUGUGUAUAUUACUAACACCUGAAAAGGAUGCAAUUACCUACGGGCAACGAUAAUUCUAUUUCACUUUAUUUAUUAUCAACAAAGCAAUGCCUUAGAUAUAUUUUUCGUAUUAUCAAAAGAUAUCAAUUAAAACAACAAUUAGCGAUAAUCGUAAUCAGUGAUCACUGAUUCAAAGGAGUCAGUUUACGAUUGUCAAUUAUUCAAGCAGUUCAUUUGCAAAAUGGCGGAGAAAAUAAAGAAAAAACCUGCCCUUUUCUCUUUGAAAAGCUUUCGGAGUGUCAAAGAUGGUAACAUAAGUCCUAAGACCCCGUCGACACCUAAUGGACAGGAAGUGAAGUUUUUCUCAUCGAAUUCUGUUAACAAAUAUGCGCAAAGUCAGGAGCCGCGGCCUAGAUCGGCAUCGGCGGCUGGGAUCAAGGAGUUGGUUCAAUGCGCGCUGUGCCUGGAGGUGCUUCACAACCCGAAGAUGCUACCGUGCCAGCACACAUUCUGCAUGGCUUGCUUGGCAGUCUACGCUGGAAAUUCGCCUAUCUUAGAGUGCCCAAUUUGCCGAACGAAAAUUCAAGUCACCAGCCCAAACUACAUCAGCGACUUGCCUUCAAACUUGUACAUAGACUCGCUGCUUCAACUAGUCGGCAUCAGCAAUGGAAGCGAGAAGGUUGCCACUCCUCCACAGACGCCUUUGAUACCAGGGAUGCAGAGUGUCGAACUUUUUGCAGCGGGAGUGAGGUGUACACAGUGUCAGACUAUGUGCGACAGCAUUGAUGUUACUGCGUGUGAACAUUGCAAGAUGAAUUUCUGUCGCGUCUGCUGGUCUCAGCAUUUGGACGACAUGCGGACCCAAGUGGAAUCUAUCCUUAAGCAGCUGGAAGCGACCUCUCAAAGGAUGGAACACAAAGUGGAAUAUUACAAGGACCGCUGUGAACGCAUAACAGAACAAAUAGUCAUCACUGCAGACGAAAAAAUCAACGCUAUCAUCGAAAACAAAGACAAGCUACUCAAGGAAGCUUCAGAACUUCAAAAAUGUGGGGAAAUGUCAGCUUUAGCCCUUAAGAGCUCUUUGGAAGAAGCCCGAGAAGUAGCAAAGAAAACCAUGUCACUGAAGGAGCAUGUGGAGGAAAAAACGAAGGUAUCCACCUACAUGAACCUGCAUCAGAACGCCGUCCAGCUUCUCUCAGACGUUUCCAAAUGGGACUCGGAAAGAUUCGUGUUCGACAAGGAGAACUUCCGCAUCGAGAUGGACUCAGCUACUCCUCUAGAGGCUGAGUCAGAUGAGCCGCUGCCCGCUGCUGGUUGGCAGAACAACCCCUUGGAGAGUGAAGAGAGCUUGACGUUACACUACAGAUCCCGUAACUUCACUCCACACUAUGUCUGGCGCAAAACCGCGCGUCCCUGCGGCGUGGGCAUUAGUCCAUGGAACAACCAUCUUUACGUUUGCGGGAUGGACACCCACAGUGUAUUGGUCGUCGAACGGACCCAGGCCAAGAUAGUUACCAGGCUGACGUGUGAAGAAAUGCUGUGCCCGGUGCACAUCGCCUUUAUGAAGAGCUUGGGAGAGAUUUAUGUCACAGACAAAUGGAAGCACUGUGUUCACGUGUUUACGAAGGACGGCGAGUACGCCCGUUCUAUCGGGCAGAAGGGCAGUCGAGUCGGCAUGUUCCGUUCUCCAGAAGGCAUCGCUGCUGACAAUGCCAGUCAGCUGCUGUAUGUGGUAGACACUGGGAACGAUCGAGUUCAGAUCCUUCAUCCCGACGGGAAAUUCGUCGAUCAAAUCGGCGUCAUGACAAAGCUCCAAACCGUCUACACUACCAAAAACUUGGAGACCAAAGAAGUGACAGUAACAGAGCUGAAUGCACCAACCAGCGUCGCUGUCACCAGCGAUCGAGUUGUCGUACUAGACAGUGGAAAUAGAAGAGUCAAAGUCUAUAACAAAGCUGAUAAGAGUAAAAUUAAUGAAUUCGGUUCUGUAGGUCAGAGGAAAGGACAGUUCAGGCAGCCUGAAGUUCUAGCCGUGGAUCCGAUGGGCUUCAUUCUUGUAGGGGAUUCUGGGAACUGUAGAGUGCAGGUGUUCAAGCAGAAUGGUCAGUUGGUACGCGCUUUUGGUGGGUUAGGCACGGAGGCGGGGAAAUUUGGAUGGAUUUCGGGAAUCACUGUCAGUAAACAGCUGGAUAUAAUCGUUAGUGAUACUAAGAAUCAUAGCGUCAAUUUUAUUUAACUCUUGUAUCGCUUGUCGCAUAUAAAAUUGAUGAUGCCAGUAAAGCCAACCUAAGGGAUAUGCGGUGAAGACCUGCGUGCGUAACUAUAACAUAUAAUAUUUUUGGUUGGGAAGACAUGACAAAAACUCUCGUACUUGUAUACAUACAUUACGUACACCGGUCAGACAUAGAAAGGAAGAGCUUCGCUCCUUCUGUAAGUGGAAUAACCUCGUAAGGCCCAAGGUCCUACCUAUAGGACUUAUUCAGUUCGAUGAAAUUUAAAUCAUAUUCAAUUAGGACAGAGUUGCAUUUGUUUUGUUUCGUGCAAUUUUCAAACAAAAUAAAAUCUACUGUAUUCCGUGCACUAUAGGUUCAAAUUCCAGUGGCAAAUUUUGGAUUUUUCAUUUCUAUGGCUGGGCCUUAAGAGGAUAUGUGUACACACGCAAGAGUUAUAAGCGAUGAAAAAGCUUGAUAACGGUAUUAUCUGAGAGACGGUCUUUACCACAUUGAACUUACAUAAUACUCACGAUCGUGCUUGCAGCCCUACAAGAGCAGGAGGCAACUAGAUGCUAGACUGAGAUGGCAAUACCUCACUUUCGCAGAUAGCUGUUGCUGUAAAACUGCAGGGACCAUGAUAGGUUUUACAUUCUAAUAAUAUUGCCUUGCCUAUAAAAAAAAUUGCCUUGUGUAUAACAAUAUUUUUAUUUCAUGUGUACAGAAAAUAAAUUUGCAUUAAUCUUAAAAAUAUUUUUUAAUAAGUGGGAUUGGAUGCAUUUAGUAAAUUAAUAUAAUAUACUCAUUAUUCAUAUAUGAUGAGGGUCAUAAAAAAACUAUAUUAACUUUAAUUACCAGUGAUUAAUACAAUCAAAAUUGACUAAAAGAGGCCGUGUUACAACUUAGAAGACUUAAAAUAGAUGCACUGAGAAACAAAAUCACAGAGAUUCGACUUAUAACUAAAUUAUCUAUAAAUUUAGGCCCUAAGGCUUUAUUUAAACGGUAUUAUUUUGUUUAACGUGACUACUGAUAUCUAAUUCUACUAUAUUAAUAAUCUUAGGGUACUUCCAGUUAUACUUGAAUCAAAACUAUCUGAUGAAGAUGAUUUGAUUGAUUGAUUAAUGAAGUAAUAGAAAUUAUGUGCGGCACGGGUGCGAACGAGAGAUCCGAUAUACUAUCUGCUUCAUCUUCAUGCUCAUGGUCAGAUGGUUUUGAUACUGGUAUAGUUCCAAGCUGAGGGGUCUUCAAUAACCUCCUAAGUUCCAGUCAUUUCGAAUUUGGAACCUUUUUUAUUUCAUUAUAGUUUAAAAUUCGAUUUGAUUUUGACAUUUUAAAAGGACAUCGGGACUUAGGAGAAUAUAGUUGAUUAUUGGGCAAAACAUACCUAUUCCAGGGAAAUAUAGGGAAGUACCCUUAAUGGCGGGGCGUCCAUAUUGAAACUGAAUUCUAACCUAGAAAUUGACCACAAAGAAUGUAAUAACAACUGCCAACUUUUGUAGCGUUUUUGAGUCAAUGUGACGCCUCGCCAUUAAUAGGAAUUUUAGAUAUUAUGUUUGGACGAUACUUCUACAAUUCCGAUUCAUGUAAAUAUCUAAAGGGUUUUCUACAUGGUCUGCAUAACAGAAAGACAUGUACGAUAUAGGAAUUAGGAGAUAGACUCAAAAGUAGUCUGUCUCACUCUAACAUUUAUAUCUUACGCCACACAAUCGACAAUGUUGACUGUUUUUUUGCAUAGAUUUGUAAAAUCCUAAACGCACUGCUUGAAAAAAGAAAAAGAUGAAUUCAUGUAAUAUUUGGACAUCUAUCUGGCCAUAUAUAGCAAACCAUGUGACCUCUAACAUUUAGAACUACUUAAUAAAAAUAUAAUGAUUUAUAUUACAAAA
Messenger RNA from Cydia pomonella (codling moth), 4280 nucleotides. RefSeq lists its product as uncharacterized. The coding region runs from base 429 to 2423 and encodes 664 amino acids. NCBI's taxonomy places the organism in Eukaryota, Metazoa, Arthropoda, Insecta, Lepidoptera, Tortricidae. The transcript is spliced from 9 exons. Gene Ontology annotation, biological process: protein polyubiquitination; proteasome-mediated ubiquitin-dependent protein catabolic process. The record is from RefSeq and is a predicted model, not a curated record. Gene Ontology annotation, molecular function: protein binding; ubiquitin protein ligase activity.